Molecule: messenger RNA, 693 nt
Organism: Neltuma alba
Lineage: Eukaryota; Viridiplantae; Streptophyta; Magnoliopsida; Fabales; Fabaceae
Product: lachrymatory-factor synthase-like
Exons: 1
Coding region: 79-603 (174 amino acids)
Source: RefSeq, a predicted model, not a curated record
AUUUUUUUGACCAAAUUUUUACGAUUAGUAGGGUGUGGUUUUUUCAAUUUAAGUGGAGAAUUGAGAACUGUGAGGCCUAUGUUGGUUUCGAGGAUGGAGAAAGAUCCGAAGGAGAAAUGGGAAGGGAAGGUAUCGGCGACGCUGAGAAAUGCGUUGGCGAAGCAGACAUGGGAGCUGGUGAAGGACUUCUUCAACCUUCAUAAAUGGUUCCCCACCCUGGCGACCUGCUACGGCAUCCAUGGCUCCAACGGUGAGCCUGGCUGCAUCCGAUACUGCUCUGGCUCUUCCAUCCCCUCCGACGGAGCCGAUCAACGCCUCAGCUGGUCCAAGGAAAGGCUUCUGGCCAUCGAUCACGACGAACGCACCAUCGUCUAUGAAAUCGUGGAGAGCAAUAUCGGCUUCAAUUCCUACCGCUCAACUAUGAAGGUGUCGCCCAUGGCUGCCGACGGUCACGACGGUUCUCUGAUAGAGUGGCAUUUCUCCCUUGAUCCUAUCGACGGCUGGGUAAUGCAGGAUUUGAUCGCCAAAUACGAUCUUGGCCUCCAACGCAUGGCUGCCAAAAUGGACCAUCAUAUUCAUUCUGCAAAUUCGCCCAAUGCUUAACGGCUGUUGGUUCUGCAAAUCCGUGAUUAAAACUGCUACUCUGUGCUUCUCGUCGUCCGACCAAUAAAAAUAUUUUAUGUCAGCUUAUAA